Musa acuminata AAA Group (dessert banana) is the source of this 736-nucleotide messenger RNA. RefSeq names its product WUSCHEL-related homeobox 8-like. The transcript is spliced from 2 exons. The coding region runs from base 49 to 705 and encodes 218 amino acids. The record is from RefSeq and is a predicted model, not a curated record. Gene Ontology annotation, molecular function: DNA binding; DNA-binding transcription factor activity. Lineage: Eukaryota; Viridiplantae; Streptophyta; Magnoliopsida; Zingiberales; Musaceae.
UGUCCUGCUGCUGCUACCGGUGGAUUUGCCGAGAUCAAUAACCGAAACAUGGAGGAAGGGAUGGCGGCGCAGGGAGCGUCGUGCGUGCAGGUGAUGACCGACGAGCAGAUGGAGCUCCUGAGGAGACAAAUCUCGGCCUAUGCUGUCAUCUGCGAGCGGCUCGUGGAGAUGCACCGGGCCGUCUCGGCACAGCAGGAUGCUUUCUCAGGGAUGAAGCUGAGUGGUCUGUAUAAUGACCCUCUAGUGACGUACGGAGGUCCCAAGAUUUCUGCAAGGCAACGCUGGACGCCAACCCAUAUGCAGCUACAGACUCUUGAGAGCCUAUUCUACCAAGGCAUUGGAACUCCAAGCAAGCAAAGGAUCAAAGAGAUUGUUGCUGAGCUCUCACAGCAUGGACAAAUUUCCGAGGCGAAUGUCUACAAUUGGUUCCAGAAUCGAAGGGCGCGUUCGAAAAGGAAGAAGACCGCUGCAGCGCCGAGCAACACAGAGUCCGAAUCUGAGGCUAAAUCCCUGGUUGAGAAGAAGGCCAAGACAGCGAUGGCAGCUGCAUACAGCAACUUGUCCCCUUCAGUUUACGAUCAUAGCCCAGCUUCUAAUGGAAGCCAAGGGAUGUAUGAAGCACCAGAGAGUUCAAAGCUUUCAGGUGGUUCUGAUGGAAUGCCAGUUUAUGGAAUAUCUAUAUCAACCCCAAGGAAGCAGCCAUAGUUUCUUGGUUAGGUGUUUGUCAGAAUACACU